ACUUGCACAGCACGGCCAGCGCUGCAACUCCCUGGUUGCAGCACUGGCUGUACACCCGGUCGAGCCUCGGGUGUAGAGGAUCCAGCACUGGUCAGCAAGUGUAGACACCCACCAGCGUUUUUAUUGACCUCCGUGGCAUAAGCAGGUAUCCCAGCAUACCUUAGAAGCCUCUCUGGUAAUCAUGCAAACUCCACUGCCCUGGGCUCACCUGACCCCUCCUUUAAAUGCCCCGGGAAUUUUAAAAAUCCCCUUUCUGUUUGCUCAGCCAGGUGUGGAGUGCAAUUAAUCAAUCAAUCACUCAGCGACCAUGCCUCCACGCACCAAACCAACCCCAACAUGGACCAAUGCAGAGCUGCAGGACCUCAUAAGUGUUUGGGGAGAGGAGGCUGUGCAAGCACAGCUGCGCUCCAGAAGGAGAAAUUAUGAUACCUAUGGGCAGAUAUCACAGUCCUUGAUGAGAAGGGGCCAUGAACGGGACGCGUUGCAGUGCAGGGUCAAAAUUAAAGAGCUGAGGAGUGCUUACUGCAAAGCUCAUGAGGGAAAUCGCCGCUCAGGAGCUGCCCCCACGACCUGCCAUUUUUACCAGGAGCUGGAUGCCAUACUUGGGUGUGAACCCACUGCCAAUCCUAGGAGCACGAUGGAGAGUUCAGAGCAGGGAGAAGUGGGGGAGGUUGUAGAGGACGGUGACAGUGAGGCUACUAGCGUGGAGGGAGACACCCCGGAGUCCCAGUACACAUGCAGCCAGGAGCUCUUCUCAAGCCAGGAGGAGGCUAGCCAGUCGCAGCAGCUGGAAGUUGAUGGUGAGGAAGAAACUGAGGAUCGUGCUCGGGUGACCUUGACUACUGCAGCCGGAUCACCGGCCUCACGUAGGUUGCAGAACUUGAGACGGAAUCCUAGAAAAUCAAGAGGAAUUGAUCAAAUCUGUUAUGAGCCACUACAACAGAGAAAGUAGGAAGACACAGGAAUGGAGAGAGAAGAUGUAUGAAUGGAGACAGAGUGUACAUGAAUGGAGGCAAACAGAAAGCAGGAGAAAGGAAUUGUCUGCCAAAAAAACCACAAAGCAGAUUAUAAGCCUCCUGGCUCGCCAAACUGAGUCUUUAGAGUCUCUUGUAGCCAUGCAGACAAAUAUGUACUGUUGUAACCCACAGCCCUCCCAAAGCCCUCUUCCUUGUUCCCCAGUAUUUCCACAAAACAACUUUCUCCAGCAGCCAGUUCCUUAUUAUCCCCAGCUGCCCCCAACACCUGUACGAUCACCUACCAGCCCUGAUAACUAUAAUUCUUACCCUGUUCACUCCACCCCCAUUAUUCUGCAGCAUAGUAAUCCUGAAGUGCAGCACACAUUGAACAGUGAUCAAAAUAGGACAUAUUCAAACCUGUGAAUGUACAGUCCACCACCCCAACCCCCUUGCCUGUUAUGUACUGUAUGUUGA
This is a messenger RNA of Gopherus flavomarginatus (Mexican gopher tortoise), 1430 nucleotides long. Its product is annotated as zinc finger and SCAN domain-containing protein 20-like. Bases 308 to 952 code for a protein of 214 amino acids. Lineage: Eukaryota; Metazoa; Chordata; Testudines; Testudinidae. The record is from RefSeq and is a predicted model, not a curated record. The transcript has 2 exons.